This is a messenger RNA of Scaptodrosophila lebanonensis, 2285 nucleotides long. RefSeq lists its product as uncharacterized. Gene Ontology annotation, biological process: cilium assembly. NCBI's taxonomy places the organism in Eukaryota, Metazoa, Arthropoda, Insecta, Diptera, Drosophilidae. Gene Ontology annotation, cellular component: axoneme; ciliary basal body. Bases 28 to 2199 code for a protein of 723 amino acids. The transcript is spliced from 3 exons. The record is from RefSeq and is a predicted model, not a curated record.
ACAAUAACUUUAUUUUAUACGAAGAUAAUGGAAGCUGAACAGCCAACAGUGCCUACAGAAGGUGUUGUGUCUGAAGAGCCAAGAACAGAAGCGGUAUUGGAAGAGCAACAUAAAGAAGAAGAUGGAGGAAAUGACUCCAAAAAGAAAGAGAAAAGAGUUUCAUUUGAACCAAAAGAUGAAGACACAGUUGAAGAGGCUAAUAAAGAAACUAAUCAGGAACCGAAAGAUGGAGUCCAGCCAAAAGAUGAAGAACCGUCUACAGUAACGAAAGCUGUGAUGUUUGAAGAGGCAGAAGCACAGGGGGCCGAUGAGAUGUCAGUGGAUACAGUCUUAGAUGCAGUGUCAGAGGUAGGCUCAAGAAAUGAGGAACAGGAUGCUGAAGAAAAAGAAAAAGAAGAGAUACCAGAAACUUCAGAAGAGCACGAAGGAGUUGAGAAUGUAGAAAGAAAACUAACGGUUGAAGAAAUCGAAGCCAUAGAACGUCAGAAACGCAAGCAGAGGCUACAAGAAAACCAGCGAACAAGAGAAAGAAUCAUCAAGGCGUUCGAUGCCUACAAGCAAGAGGCUAAUGAAGCUCUCACAACAAGUACAUCCAAGGAAGUAUUUCAAUCAAACGUUAAUUCACUGCUUCAGGGCACAUAUGAUGAAAUGAUGUUGGACGAACUUGAAGAUGCUGAAUCGGUUUUAUCGCUCGCCUCAUUAGUCUCAAUUCCCUCCAACGCAGUGACUCACAAGGACGAAUUUUUAGAUAAUUUUGGGGAAAUGAUUCACGUUUCGGACAUAUCGUUGGAUGUGGAGUCCGAGGAAGAACCUGUUCUAUUGACACCCGUAUUAAGCAAACGGCGUACUGAAGAAGAUGGCCAAUUUGUGGACCCGUUAACCGGUGAGCCAGAUUCCGAAUCAGAGGAAGAGGAAAUAGAAACUGGACCCGAGCUAGACAAAGUAGACAUACCAGAAGAGGAGCAGGAACUAGAAUCAAGCGAUUUGGCAGAUUUCGAAUCGGCGAUAAUCCUCCCAGCUGUUACGUUCGCGGACGAAGCCGAUACUUUUGAUGUAUUGAAAGGGUUGCAAGAAACGAUUCCCAUAGAGGAUAGGGAAUCGGGGCCCACAUAUGAUGAACAUGCCAGGAAACUCAAGACUGAAAGGAUUGUAAGAGAUUUUAUUCAUAAUAUGAUAAAUCGUGUGGUCAAUCAUGUGGAAUAUAUGGAUCCACGUGAAGUAUUAUCAAAAAGCCUAAGCAUACCGAAGCUAUAUAGCGAUCUGGAGAGAGUACUUAGUGAAUAUAUAUCGGAAAGGAUGUUUAAUGAGUGCAUUGGUUCAAAAGUCGUCGAAUUCUUCAGACGCGCCAAAAUGUUUCGCGCCCUUUCUGCCCUUCAUCCCGAAACAAAAGUGCAGGAGCGAGAGAGAUAUCGUAAAGCCCUUCUCCAGCUCGACCACUUGAAGAAAAUCGAAAAGUCUACCAAACACCAGUGCAGUUAUCUGAUGGCCAGCGUUUGGAUGGAUAUCACGAGUAACCAAACAAUUUGCUUCGAUACGGACGACCGUUUUUCCGAGGUGGUACGAAAAACAUUGCUGCGCAAGGACUCGGAGCAUCUAAAGCGGGUCAUUGAUGUGGAACUGCGCCGCAUGAUAAAUGUACGGAAUCAAAUCAGCGAUGUGCGCAUCAAGCUAAUAAGCAGAAAACACACGGAGGGUCGCCUUCAUGAGCGCUCGGCCAAAUUUGAUCAAAUUACCGAAGAUCUAACCAUGAAUCACUUCCUUGCCGUGUAUCGCGAAGUUCAGACUAUGGAUGAACUGGCAGAGGAACAAAACCUCGAGAUUACAAGGCUACACAGUCAGGUUAAUAAGGAGCUCCACAUGCUGAUGCAUAUGCGCGAGAAAACGGACAUGAUCAAGGAAACGCUUGGGCACGAUAAACUCAAUUUACAGAAAAAGAUAUGCGAAAAGGAGGCAAUGCGUAAGCAAUUAUAUAGGGCCGAGAUGGAACAUGGAAAUAAUAAAAAAAUUAAAAUGGAAAUACAUCAUCAGGGCGGCUUACUGUUCAAUCCUAAGCUGAUGUACGAUUAUGAUAAGACCAUGGACUAUGUGAACGGAAAACGCGCCUCUGUGCAGAAAUUGAAGAGAGUUAUGAGACACUUGGAACAGAGGAUCCGUAAUGUCGAAGCCAAACUCCCAAUUGAACCAACCAGGAAAGUUUGAUUUUAUAGUUCUUUGAUCUGUUGGCUUUCCACGUUGAAAUUCAUUGAGAUUACUUGUUACAUAAAAUCAAAAUAAACCCUAAAACA